Molecule: messenger RNA, 2037 nt
Organism: Symbiodinium natans
Lineage: Eukaryota; Dinophyceae; Suessiales; Symbiodiniaceae
Source: the annotation of a GenBank genome assembly
AUGAACAACGUGGCAAACCAGGCAACGAUUUGCUUGCAGGUGAACUUGCCUUACAGUAUCGGACCAAGCUUUGGCAAACCCAAAAUUGACAGCCGUCAAGGGCCAGCGGGUUCUUCGCAAGCAGCCAUGUGUGUAUCGUGCACCGUUUUUUUGGAAUAUUUGCUGGAAGUUGUGGUGGCGAUGGUCAGCAUGAUCCCAGCGGCCUUGGUUGUACCUGCGGAUCGAGAGCUUGGCCUUUUUGAUGUGCUCCUACCUCCGUUCUUGACAGUGAUCUGCAUGGUCUUGCUCUUCCUCUUCUUCUUUCGGUUAGGCGUAUCGAAUAUGAUCGACAAGAUGUGGAUGGCUGGUUGGUUCGAAAAGAGCGGGGGAAGUCUCAUUUUGCGCCCAGCGCGGUCCUUUCUCACCAUGUACGCACUCGUGCUCAUUCCCGAAGUUCUUGUGGCUGUGGCGCAAGGUCAUGUCUGCCCUCAUCACAACCGCUCCGGUGAUUUUAUUGCUUUUUUCAUCAUCAGUAGCCUUGUGGUUGUGCGGCUAUGGCGACAAUUGAUGCCUUCCACACUUGCCGAGAAACAGGAGGCCGCCACAGCUGAGGCGGCAAAGAAAGCGAAGGAAGAAGAAGAGCGUCGCAAGAAAGAGGAGGCUGCGGCGGCAAAGAAAGCGAAGGAAGAAGAAGAGCGUCGCAAGAAAGAGGAGGCUGCGGCGGCAAGAAAAGCAAAGGAAGAGGAGGCGGCGCAGCACCUCCGACGACAAGUUCAAGAAGCUGCAAACAGCAUGAAACAAACCGGCGCCGAAACACGGAUGGAAACAUGCACCGUCGUGAAACACAUUGGGAUCAUGCUACUCUGCAUGUGGGACUUCGUGGCGGACGUGCUCCAAUCAGCAAGCUUGUGCCACAACGGCCAUGGAUUCUACGAAAAGGUGGGCAUUGUAGCAGCUUUCAUCCUUGGCAUCUCAUUUGCCAUGAACUUCCUGUUGUGCCAAAUGUGGUUUGCCCGCAACCCCGACAUCCUGGAAGUAGCCAGGACGUCCAGCGGUGUUGGGAAGCUCCGCUUGCGCCUCUACCGCUUGCUGGCGUGCACGAACCCGGAGGUGUUGCAUACCAUGCUUGUUAUGUCUCCUUGGGCGCCAGAAAUGCGGCUCAGUGUGCAGAAGGCCUCCACCGAUUUGAAGCCGUUCGGAGUUGCAGCCCAAUUGAUGGAAGACGUUCCACAAUUCAUCAUUGGGCUCGUGGCCCUCAACUCCAGGUCCCCAUGGGUUGUGAUCAACAUGGUCACGAAGUGCAUCAUGUUGCUCUUCAAGUUGAUGUCAGACGUGUUGAACAGCAUCAUCUUCGCAGGAAGCGGGGCCGUGUCAGGCGACGUCAUAGCCCACGUGAAGCGUCAGGAGAAAAGGGACGAGAUGUGUCCUGAACCCACUCACAUGUGCCAGGUCGUGGUUCAGUUCGUCACAUUGGUGUUGGACUGGGUGAUGCUGGUGAGCCUCAAACGGGCGGAGCCGAAUCAGCUUACGGAUGUGGCAGAGACCCUGCUUUCCACCGGGUUCGUGGUGCUGUCCGCCGGCUUUUUCUUAGGUUUAAUGGUCGUCUUGAAGUUUGUGCGGGAGGAGCGCGAGUCUUUGUGGCAUUGCUCUUUGCAACCUGAACUACUCACAGUGGCCGUGAACGGAUGCGUUCUUGAUCCAGCAGCAUUCUCGGGAAUUCACCCAGGUGCGGUUGGUGAUCGACGCCUCUCCUUUGUUCCGUUUGUGCGGUGUGCCUACUUUUGUGGCACAGUUGGCUAUUUCUUGUGGCUAGACCAAUUCCCCAUCAAGCAAACUUUGCUGUACAUCUGGGGCGGUCUCAACGCAGUCGCCAUUAUCGGUAUGAUUCUCAAUGUCGCAGAUUCAUCCGAAAGGCCACAGCACUACGAGUUCACUUUAUUGCAUCUUCAGCUAAUGGACGAAGAGUUAGCCGCCAGCCUCAAGCAUGCCAAUGACACACCAUGCCUUUUGACUGGUGGACGGGCGGGGGAAAAGCCAUUGGCAGCCGACGGAGUGUAA